This is a messenger RNA of Carassius auratus (goldfish), 1266 nucleotides long. RefSeq names its product receptor-type tyrosine-protein phosphatase mu-like. NCBI's taxonomy places the organism in Eukaryota, Metazoa, Chordata, Actinopteri, Cypriniformes, Cyprinidae. The transcript has 12 exons. The coding region runs from base 1 to 1251 and encodes 416 amino acids. The record is from RefSeq and is a predicted model, not a curated record.
AUGAAAACACGAGGUUUUCAUGAGCGAAACGCUCCUCCGGCUCUCCUCUAUUUUCUGGAGACGAUGGGAUUGUUCUCGCUCCCUGUCCUCGGGGCAGCUUGCUCUCUUCUUCUGCUGCUGUUGUUUCUUCUGGAGGCUUGGGUCAGCAGCCGUGUCUCAGGAGAGUCUCUGCUUGACAUCCCUGUGUGUGUGUGUGUGUGUGUGUGUGUGUGCAGUGUGUAUCAGGUGGUGGUAGAAGAGGAGCGUCCGCGUCGUUCCCGGAGAGCCGCUGAGAUCCUGCGCUGUUACCCGAUUCCCAUCCACUUCCAGAACGCGUCCGUGCUGAACUCACAGUACUAUUUCACCGCAGAGUUCCCAGCCGCUCGCAUCCAGACGCCGCUGCCCUUCACCGUCGGAGACAACCGAACCUACGACGGCUUCUGGAACCUUCCUCUGCUGCCGCACAAGAGCUACAGCGUCUACUAUCAGGCCGUCAGCACGGCCAACGGGGAAACUAAGAUCGAUUGUGUUCGCGUGGCUACUAAAGCUGCCAUUAUUGUGACUCAGCUCACCACGCCGUAUGUGCGUAUCGCACCCGCUGCCGGCGACAGCCAACUAACAGGUGCUGCGACCCGGAAGCCUGAUGCCGUAGAACCCGAGAAACAGACGGAUCACACGGUGAAGAUCGCUGGCGUCAUCGCUGGCAUCCUGCUCUUCGUCAUCAUCUUCCUCGGCGUGGUGCUGGUCAUGAAGAAACGAAGAUCCUAUCACUCCUACACUUACUACCUGAAACUGGCGAAGAAGCGUAAGGAGACGCUGAGCAGCACGAGGCAGGAGAUGACGGUGAUGGUGAACUCCAUGGACAAGAGCUACGCUGAGCAGGGCACCAGCUGCGACGAGGCCAUUUCAUUCAUGGACACACACAACCUGAACGGACGCUCUGUCUCCUCGCCGUCGUCGUUCACCGUGAAGACUAACACACUGAGCACCGCUGUGCCAAACUCCUACUAUCCAGAUCCCUUCGUGCCGACCGCAAUCUUAGUGCCCAUUAAUGAUGAAAACCACACCAUGAACAGCGAGACCAGCAGCUUGGUUCAGUCGCACACUCACUCCUUCAAGAAGCGCGAGGCGGUGGACGUCCCAUAUCAGACGGGACAGCUUCAUCCGGCCAUCCGUGUGGCCGAUCUCCUCCAGCACAUCACGCAGAUGAAGUGUGCCGAGGGUUACGGCUUCAAAGAGGAAUACGAGGUGCGUCCUUUUGCUUAUUUCUGACCCUGGAGUACAAAA